Molecule: messenger RNA, 3787 nt
Organism: Syngnathoides biaculeatus (alligator pipefish)
Lineage: Eukaryota; Metazoa; Chordata; Actinopteri; Syngnathiformes; Syngnathidae
Gene: fibpa
Product: fibroblast growth factor (acidic) intracellular binding protein a
Exons: 11
Coding region: 313-1386 (357 amino acids)
Biological process (GO): platelet aggregation
Cellular component (GO): nucleus
Molecular function (GO): fibroblast growth factor binding
Source: RefSeq, a predicted model, not a curated record
AACCCGGAAGUAGUCGUAUAUGUCAUCGCUGUUGUUGACUUUUCUCCCAUAGCGCUAUUCUCAUACAUCCGCACCAUGUGUAAAACGUUUCUACCUGUAGGACUGCACUUUACUGCCUCACGAUACACUAAUUUUGUUCUCGCCUAGCUGUUUCUUUUGUGUGUGUGUGGUUAAAGCUGUUAUUUCUCGCUAACUGUAAGAUAGUUAGUAGGUAACAUGAGAGGCUAGCAUGCACCGGGGGAAGUGAGGCUAAUGCACACAGUCAUGUCAUUUGUUGCCUGACCGUGUUUGGGAGCAGACUGAAAUAAGCAGAUGGCGGUGGAGCUGGAUGUGUUUGUGGGUAACACCACUAUCAUGGAUGAGGAGGUUUAUCAGCUCUGGUUGGAUGGAUAUACAGUGAAUGAUGCGGUGAAGGUCCGAAUGGAGGGCGGCGCGCUGGACGAGUGUGAGGCAACCGCAGAUGUGCUGCUGAGUGACACCAUGGACCAGUACCGAACAUUCCAGAUGUGCGAGCGUCUGCUGCACAGUCCGUCCAAACUAGCCAAUCAGUUGCUCUUCCAGAUCCCGCCUCAUCGACAAGCCAUGCUCAUCGAGAGAUACUACGACUUCGAUGAUGCUUUUGUUCGUGAAGUCCUGGGCAAGAAACUCUCAAAAGGAACCAAGAAAGACUUGGAUGACAUCAGCAUCAAGACAGGCGUGACUCUGAAAAGCUGCAGAAGACAGUUUGACAACUUCAAGCGUGUUUUUAAAGUGGUGGAAGAGCUGAAGGGACCCCUAGUAGAGAACAUACGUCAGCAUUUCUUGCUCUCUGACAAGCUCGGAAGGGAUUACGCGGCCAUUGUGUUCUUUGCCAACAAUCGCUUUGAGACGGGGAAGAGAAAGCUGCAAUAUCUCACGUUCCAGGACUUUGCUUUCUGUGCUGGACAGCUUAUCAACAACUGGACAGUUGGAGCUGUUGAUAAUAUGGUGGAAGACAUGGAUGUGGAUCUAGACAAAGAGUUUCUCCAAGAACUGAAAGAACUAAAGAUUUUAAUCUCCGACAAGGAUCUGCUGGAUCAACACAAAAGUCUUGUCUGCACAGCCCUUAGGGGGAAAACUAAAGCUUUUCCUGAAAUGGAGGCCAAUUUCAAGAAUCUUUCCAGAGGCCUUGUAAACAUCGCAGCCAAGUUAACCAACACGAAAGAUGUCCGCGAUUUCUUCAUCGACCUCGUGGAGAAGUUCAUCGAGCCGUGUCGCUCGGACCGAUGGACGGCAGCAGACACGAGGCUCUACCUGACCCACUAUACCAAUUCUGCGCACAUACUGGACACUUUCAAACAUCAAGUUGUGUGGGACCGAUACAUGGGCGUCAUAAAAAGCUGCAUCUUCAAAUUGUAUCACGACUGAGCUGAUUUUUUUUCCUCCACGAACACAUUUUUUUCUCCACCCCAGGUCCAAGCUGUUAUCUUAACUCCCCCUCAAUUGAGCAUUUAUACCAUAGCAAAGAUAUCCACCUUAUGGUCCCUGUACUAGUACCCUCUUUGUCGGGACUAGCAAGACAAUUUGGUGCACUUUGAGAUGAUCAAACGAAUGUAAAUGUCAGAGAAAUAUAAUCCAAGUGAACCUAAAUUUCCAUUUUUUAAAUAAUUUCAUUCAUAAAGGAAAAAAUAAUUCAGUUACCCGGCCUUGUGUUAAAAAAGUAAUUGCCGCCCUUUUUAAUUCAUGAGUUGUGGCAAAUGUAUGAGUGCCAGAUCCUGAGAUGACUGGAAUCAUAGAAAACUGUACAUGUAGACCAUCCUUUUUGGUCAAAACCUGCAUGAUGGACACCCUGUCGAACUAGCACUCGGCGGCAAUGGCCUCUGCAAGUCCUGGUAGUUGUACCUAGACAUGGCCAGCUUCACGCGAAAAUUUUUUUUGACUUUCACUUUCCUGGAAGGCACCACGUUGAUGGUGUCUGUUGCGGAAGUGUGGAUGGCAACCUUGACGUUCACGCCCCUCCGAAAGAGCAAAGCUUCCAUUUUGGUGAAGAUGCUUUCCUCACCAUGGUUAAGUCUGGUGACGCUGCUGAGCUUUUGGGGCUUGCUGAACUUUAUUUUAUAUGUCUUGCUGGUUUAAGUGUCAUGUGAUGUGUGUUCAAUGUUCAGUUUUCUAUUACAUAAGUUUCAAAAAUUGAAAACGAUUUUGUGUAGAGACAUCAAAUAAAAUUCAGAUUGAUAAAUCAUUCAAUUUAGAGUUUGUAAUAUGACAGAAUAGGUUAAAAAAAAAGAGCGAAAGGGCGUGAAUACUUUUACAAGGCACUGUAGGUUUUCUACUAGUGAGGACAAAGCGUAUUAAGUACAUGAUGGAGUACAGUAAGAUGUAUUUCAACGAUAUUAAAUAAAUGCUGACUGAAAAGCCUACAUAGAAUGACACAUCUCUCCCAGUGCACUUAGUAGUGGUACUAGUGCAUCACAGUAAUUAACUAGUAUGGUUUAAUUGCAUUCCAUGUCUCUAGAGCUGGUUUCUCUAGCCGGGGAUCGGAUCGCCAAAGUCCCCGCCUUUGGGCACCGCCCAGCUCGCAUUGCACCCGACCCCUAUGGCCCCUCUCACAGGUGGUGAGCCCAUGGGAAGGGGCCAAAUCCAAAUCCGAGACUAUGGUCCUCAGUCGGAAAAGGGUGGCGUGCCCUCUCCAGGUCGGGAAUGAGAUCCGUCCCCAAGUGGAGGAGUUUAAGUAUCUUGGGGUCUUGUUCACAAAUGAGGGAAGAACGGAGCGGGGAUCGACUGACGGAUCGGUGCACAGUCUGCAGUGAUGCGGACUUUGUAUCGGUCCGUUGUGGUAAAGAGGGAGCUAAGUCGAAAGGCGAAGCUCUCAGUUUACCAGUCGAUCUACGUUCCUACCCUCACCAAUGGGCAGGAGCUGUGGGUCGUGACAGAAAGAUACAAGCGGCCGAAAUGAGUCCAGGCUCUCCCUUAGAGAACGGGUGAGAAGCUCGGGCAUCCGGGAGCGGCUCAGUGUCGAGCCGCUGCUCCUCCGAAUUAAGAGGAACCAGAUGAAGUGGCUGGGGCAUCUGAUUCUUAUGCCUCCCGGACACCUCCCUGGUGAGGUGUUCCGGGCAUGUCCCACCGGAAAGAGACCCCGAGGACGACCCAGGACACGCUGGAGAGACUACGUCUCUCGGCUGGCUUGGGAACGCCUCGAGAUCUCUCCGGAAGAGCUGGAAAAAGUGGCUGGGGUAAGGGAAGUUUGGGCAUCCCUGCUGAAGCUACUUCCCCUGCUACCCGGCCCUGAAAAGGGCUCGAUGAUGGAUGGAUGGAUGGAUGAAAUAAAAUAAUUAAAAUUUGAGGUUUUAAUAUGACAGAAUAGGUAAAAAUACUUUUACAACGCACUUUAGGUGUCCUACUAGUGAGGAAAAAGUGUAUUAAUACAUGGAGUAAAAUACUACUAGUGCUUUGAAUGAUCUUCGUGAGGACAUACCAGUACGCAGAUCUCAAGAUGGAUCCGUUUUUCCACAUCCUCACUUUCUGCUUCCCUUUAAUUCCUUUCUGUCAAAGCCAACCCAACCUUUAAUCAUUGCUUCAAGCCUCCAAACGGCUCCUCCAGGCUGGCUUUCGAUCCACUUUGUAAAUAAAAGAACAUUCACGUCAAGAUGUCCUCGUGUUUUAUGUUAUUGGUCCGAGUAGUGCACUGUUUUAUUUCAUCUGCGUUAUAAAAAAAAGUGAUAUCAUUAUUAAAUCAGACCACGGAGCAAAAUUUAAGGACUUUGCUGGCCGGAGAUGAGAGCGCAGAAGUCGUUUAAAGCAUACAUAAAUAAAUAAGCGUGACAGCAGA